Molecule: messenger RNA, 231 nt
Organism: Emys orbicularis (European pond turtle)
Lineage: Eukaryota; Metazoa; Chordata; Testudines; Emydidae
Product: CDC42 small effector protein 2-B-like
Exons: 3
Coding region: 1-231 (76 amino acids)
Biological process (GO): regulation of Rho protein signal transduction
Cellular component (GO): plasma membrane
Molecular function (GO): small GTPase binding
Source: RefSeq, a predicted model, not a curated record
AUGACUGAGUUCUUGGUUUGCUUUAACUGGUGCAGUGGUGAGCAGCCCCAGCCAAAGAGACGUCGGAGACUAGACCGAAAUAUGAUUGGAGAACCAAUGAACUUUGUCCAUACUGCCCAUGUUGGAACAAGAGAUAUGAAUAGUGGUUUUACAUCUGCUGGGUCAAUUCAGGACCAUAUGAAGUCAAAAGGUGGCUACACAAAUGGUAGUCCUGCAAGUGCACAGCUAUAG